AUGUUUCAUCGAAGCCACAGGCAUUUGCUGCAGGCUUGCAAGACUCUAAUACCGGCCGCACGCAAACUGAGUCUCAAAGAACAUCAGGGUAUUACGCUGCUAAAGCAAGCUGGAAUACCAGUUGCUCCAUUUGGAGUUGCUCGAAAUGCAGACAAAUUAAUGGAGGAAGCUGCAAAAAUUGGUGGCAAGGAUCUCGUUGUAAAAGCUCAGGUUUUGACCGGUGGUCGAGGUAAAGGAUAUUUCGAUUCUGGCUUACAAGGAGGCGUGCAACUUGUCUUUUCGCCUGAAGAAGCACGUGACAAGGCUGCAAUGAUGCUGGGCUCAAGAAUUUUCACGAAACAAACUGGCGCGCAGGGCAGACUGUGUGAAGAAGUGAUGGUAUGCAAACGACUCUUUACCCGUCGUGAAUACUAUUUUUCCAUCACUAUGGAUCGACAUUCCGGAGGGCCAGUAGCUGUUGGUUCAUCGAAAGGUGGUGUCAACAUUGAGCAGGUAGCUGCAGAGGAUCCAAAUGCCAUUGUAAAAUGCCCAAUUGAUAUUUUUGAAGGAUUGACUGAUGCAAAAGCUAUGAGUGUUGCCGAACAAAUGUCAUUCAGAGAUGAAUGCAAACAACAGGCUGCAGAAAUUUUCAAAAAACUAUACAAUUUAUUCAUUAAAUUUGAUGCUACGCUUGUUGAAAUCAAUCCAAUGGCCGAAGACGUCAAUGGAACAAUUUAUUGCUUGGAUUGUAAAUUGAAUGUGGAUUCGAAUGCGCGUCAUCGUCAGCAGAAUCUGUUUGCGUUGGAAGAUGAGCAUCAGCAAGAUUAUUUGGAAUUGCGCGCAACAAAAGCCGAUCUCAAUUAUAUUCGUUUGGAUGGUAGCAUCGGAUGCAUGGUGAAUGGAGCAGGAUUAGCUAUGGCUACGAUGGAUAUUAUUAAGCUUCACGGUGGUGAGCCGGCGAAUUUCUUGGAUGUUGGAGGUAGUGCCACGGUGGAGCAAGUUACCGAGGCAUUCAGAAUCAUCACAGCUGAUAAGGACAAGGUUCAUGCAAUUCUUGUCAAUAUUUUCGGUGGCAUAAUGCGUUGUGAUAUUAUUGCUCAGGGAAUGAUCAAUGCAGUGAAGGAGCUUCAGCUUAAAGUUCCAGUCGUUGUUCGUCUACAGGGAAAUCGUGUUGCGGAUGCAAAAGCACUGAUUGCCAAUGCGCAGCUGCGAAUGCUUCCGUGCGAUGAUUUGGAUGAUGCGGCAAAAAUGGCCGUGAAAUUGUCACAGAUUGUGCAGCUGGCUCGAUCUGCAUCCGUUGAUGUGAAUUUUGAGCUUUCCAUAUAA
Gongylonema pulchrum is the source of this 1305-nucleotide messenger RNA. NCBI's taxonomy places the organism in Eukaryota, Metazoa, Nematoda, Chromadorea, Rhabditida, Gongylonematidae. The record is from the annotation of a GenBank genome assembly.